This is a messenger RNA of Engraulis encrasicolus (European anchovy), 5069 nucleotides long. It is a transcript of the gene fbxo31, whose product is annotated as F-box protein 31. Gene Ontology annotation, cellular component: SCF ubiquitin ligase complex. Gene Ontology annotation, biological process: SCF-dependent proteasomal ubiquitin-dependent protein catabolic process. NCBI's taxonomy places the organism in Eukaryota, Metazoa, Chordata, Actinopteri, Clupeiformes, Engraulidae. The transcript has 10 exons. Bases 60 to 1868 code for a protein of 602 amino acids. The record is from RefSeq and is a predicted model, not a curated record. Gene Ontology annotation, molecular function: protein binding.
GGGACUGCAGCUUUGACAGCUGUUACGGUGAUGUAAUGUUGCCUGUUUGGUGAGUACGGAUGGCGGUGUGUGCCAGGCUCUGCGGAGUGGGGCAGUCACGGAGGUGUCGGAGACGACAGAGGCCAAGUCACCAGGAUCAUGCCAGUGACUCUGAUUUGGAUAUGGACGAAGAAGAAGAGGAGCGAAUCGUCGGUAAAUUGAAGAGCGAAGCAGGGAAUGGCUGCCAGGAAAGACAGGGUGCUGCAAGGCCUGCACUGGAGACUGACGACACGGCGGCGCCGAGCAGCUCAAAUGCUAACAGACUUGGAUACGAGGAUACGAAUUGCGCUGUUCGACACAAGCCUGAAUCUUUACUGGAUCUUCCCCCAGAACUUCUCGUAGAAAUCUUCUCUCUCUUGCCCGGUACUGCGCUGCCAAAUCUCGCUCUAGUGUGCAAGAAAUUCAGGCAAAUACUGAACACGGAAACCAUUUGGAGGAGAAGAUGCACGAAGGAGUUUGGCAUGAAGGAAGACCUUCGUAAGAUGGAGCUGGCGGGUGUGUCCAGCAGAGAGGUAUAUGUCAAACGUGUGUCGCCGCGCGUCAAGUCGGGACGUUUUAUGAAGCUGCUCCCUGAUUACGAGCACAUGGAUUAUCGGGAUGUGUACACACGCUUGCUGUACCCGUACAGACACAUCCUGGGGCUCUGGCAGCCAGAUAUCGGGCCUUAUGGCGGACUGCUCAACGUGGUGGUGGAUGGGCUGUUCAUUAUCGGCUGGAUGUAUCUGCCUCCGCAUGAUCCCCGGGUGGAGGACCCCAUGAGACGCAGGCCCCUGUUCCGCAUCCACAUGUGGGAGAGCAGCCGGGCCAGCGUGGAGUGCAUGUACGGACACAAGGGGCCUCACAAAGGAGACAUCCAGAUUGUGAAAAAAGAUGAGUUUUCCACUAAAUGCAAUCAGACUGAUCACCACCGCAUGCCUGGAGGACGGCAAGAGGAGUUUAGGACUUGGCUAGAGGAGGAGUGGGGCCGGACGCUGGAGGAUAUCUUCCAUGAGCACAUGCAGGAGCUCAUUCUCAUGAAGUUCAUCUACACCAGUCAGUACGACAAUUGCCUGACGUAUCGGCGCAUAUACCUCCCUCCGCACCUGCCGUCUGACCUGCUGCCUCCGGGCCUCUUCAAGGGCACCUAUGGCAGUCAUGGCCUGGAGAUAAUCAUGCUGAGCUUCCACGGGGCCUGCGCCAAAGCCACCAAACUCACCGGGGACCCCAAUGUGCCUGCAGGCCAGCUGACCCUGACGGUCCACCUGAACCGGCCCGUCCGCCUGCCUGACAUGGAGCGCCAGUGUAGCAUCGAGGAGCUGUCGGGGCUGGUGCUCGGCCUCCACGAAGAGGCGCAGGCAGAGGCACGGGUAGCGGAGGCUAGUGGAGGAGCAGGAGCAGCAGGAGGAGGAGGAGGCCUGGGUGAGAGCUCCAGGUCCAGCUCCGCUCCCAUGGCCGAAGAGCAAGAAGAGGCGGGAGCAGCAGCUGUGGAGGACGUGGAGGUGGACGUCUCCCCCAGCUCAGGGGCUUCUUCAGGGACCUCUAGGCCUGCUGCGGAGCCUCAGCCAUUCGUCUUGCCUCUUGGUGUGAUAGCGCGCAAUGAGGACUACCCUCGCUCUUGCAGAAUGUGUUUUUAUGGGACCGGCCUCAUAGCGGGUCAUGGCUUCACCAGUCCAGAGCGGACCCCGGGCCUGUUUGUCCUGUUCGAUGACAACCGCUUUGGCUUCAUCUGGCUGGAGCUGAAGUCCUUCAGCCUGUAUAGUCGCCUGACCGACCCGCUGGCUCACGCCCUGGCUCCCAACAUGGAGCGCUUUGAGCUCAUGCUCCACAACAUGCAGUCUUGGACAUCCUAAUAGCUUUGCUAUUCUCAGACUGUAGGCUUUCACUCCCUCAUACUCAGCAAAACAUGGCCAACGCACCUCCACAUGCCUUCACUGCUAUCUUAUAUAUUCAACACACACACACACACACACACACACACACACACACACACACACACACACACACACGCACACACUUAGUGCAUACCGUAUACAGCACAUGUAUCCUCGUCCACACAACCUGAAACCUCCCAAUAGCCACAGCAACAGCCCACAAAGAAUAUCACCAUAGCAGCAUGGCCACCGAGGAUGUAUAAUACCAAGGCUUUCUUAUCAGCUUUUUAUUAAUUUAUUUUUGUAAACCGGACACAGUGACGACAUCCCAUACUGGGACUCUGGAAAAAAAACAACUAAAAAGACUAUGCGUGCCUCUAAUCAGGGUUGCCAAUUCCGCUUGUCAUAAGCAACUUUGGGCUCGUGACUUUUUUAAAUGAUUAUUUAUGUCAUUUUGGGGGUUGGCCAUGGACAUACUCUAUCUACCGCCUUCAUAAAAUGCACACACCCCAACUAAAUUCAAAGUUAAUGCCAGAGGGGUCACUGUGGAAUUAUUGUAUUCCUAAAAAAUACUAACAAAUACACAUUGCCAAUCAGGCAUGCACACUAAAUCAAAUCAAUGAUCAACAAAGAAGAAAGACCUAAAUUGAGUUCAUUCUGCAUUGAAACAAUGCAUCGCUUGCACCAAUCACCCCAUUUUUAUCUAAAAAGAUUAUUCCAUUUUUUUUAUUUUUCCCCAUCCAACCCAAUCAUGAUAUUAACAGUUUAUUUUUCUCAUCCCACCCCAUAAUGAUAUUAACAUGACCCAGCCCUUUGGUAAUCAUCCCAAAUCUUGUUUUGUUUUUGACCACAGAUGAUUAUGUUCCCCCCAUGGUCUUCAUUUUGGAUUCCUUUACAUCAUCCUUAUUUUGUCUAUUUUUAUGGCGGAAUAUGGCAACACUGGCUCUCAUUUAUGUUGGUGAUAUUUAAGGGAAGGACCUAGUUAGGCCUGUGCAGUAGAGCUCUUAAAACUGUCCUGUUUGGCUCAGAAUAUUAUUGGGAGUCCUCUUAAUUUGAAUUAAUCAAAAUAUAUGUAUUCAAAAGCAACUUUGCUGGUAUUCUACUUAACUAAGGAUCCUCUUUAUAUAAGAUACACUUAUUACGUUUUAUUAUUCUCCUCCCACCAAUGUUAGUCUGUAUUCUCUCAAGGAUGUUUAUUUAUUUAUCCCAUGCAUAGAGAUAGUGUGAAGUAAUAUUCUAUGGUUACAACUUGUGUAAAGAAGUAGUGGUACGCACAUCCAAAGCGUAGAUGCAGGACAAAAAGAGUCAAAUAAAAUAAAAUGAUAUGUCCACACACUCACGCUCAUGUUUGCCGUUUUAUGUCACAGUGAAUGUGUUUGAGCUAUUCGCUCAAGAUCACUUGGAAAUAAAAUGGCAGAAUGAGUGUAUAUGUGCAGACAUUCCAUUUUAUUUUAAGAUUGCUACUUGUGCCAUCUUGAAUUUAUCUGUAUCGACUGUGGUUGUAGAAUGCCAUGUCCCAGCUGUUCUCAUCUCAGUAUGUCAUGAAGUAUAUGAUACUAGAUAUGACCAAUAUCUCAACCAUGCUCUGUUCUGACCUCAUAUGAUUACUUGAAUACUUUUGGGGACGAUUGACCUACAAUUUGACUCUGUGCCCAUAUUGUUUAAAGGUUGAGCAAACCCAAUUGGGGUCACCAUAAAAGUCUACUUAUUUACUCAAGAUCAUUCAUGUCAACCAAUAUUUGAAUCACUUGUUUUCCCUUCAGAAUGUGUCACAUCUGUUGCUAUUUUAGUGAAUGACCCCGUAACUACUGAAGUCAGAUUAUACAGUAUGUCAUGUUUGGCAGAGCUUUGAAAUAGCUAUUGGUAACUUGCUAUAAUCUGACGAGCAGUGCAUGACGAUUUUUUGUUUUCUUUGUUUACUUUUAAAGACAAAAAAUACUUGACAUGGAGUACAUUUCAAGGAAUUCUAAUUAAGUUGACUUGGAAAAACUAUGUCUGUGCUUAUGUUUGAUUAAAGCUGCUUUAUGUGAUGUAGUAAACGUGGUCCUUGUAGAUGUUGUCAACCUGUGAUGCCAGUUCAACAUUAUUAACAUGUCCAUAGUGACCCAUCAUGGUGGAACAUAGUGGGGCAGAUUGGCAGUACCUAGAUAAAGGACUGGAUGGGACUGAGACAAAAAUCCUUCACAAACUAGACAGAAGGGGACGGAGACCCGAUCUGCUUUUGAGAUGCUGAUUAAAAAUGGCGUUAUUGUAGCCACAUCAAACACAUACACGGUUAUGUACAAACCCCAACUCCGGUGAAGUUGGGACGUUUGGUAAACUGAGAAUAAAAUCAAAAUGCUAUCAUUUUCAAAACAUUCAAUACAUUCCUUAGAUGGAGAAAAGUGAAAAGACAACAUAUUAAGUGUUAAAACCGAGAAAAAAUAUUGUUUUAGGGGACAUACUGUAUGUACUCAUUUCUAAUUUGAUAACUGCAACACGUCUCAAAUAAGUUGGGACGGGGAUCAGUGAAAUGUUAACAUCGAAAUAAGAUUUAAAAAAAAAACAAGGAAGAGCAUUUCAAAAUGAAUUGUACUGAUGAACAAUUUGAAUGUCCAGGUAGACAAUCACAGAGUCACUCAGAAUUAAAGAUGCAGAGGGAACAAUUACCAUAGUUAUUACAUAAAGUUUUGAAUUCCCUUGAUUUACCGUGAUUGAGUGUAUAUAAGACAUAUUUUUGUCAUUAAAAUCAUUGUAUAGGUUCAUGACAUCAUGAAAUAUAGAUUGGCUGUAGUCUCACUCUAGCACUCCGAGAAUUACAGCUAGUGAAAACUUGACCAUAUUAAGGACGCUUCAUGUGUGCAAAUGAUGGAGGGGUUUAACAUUCCCCAAUCCAGCCGAGCUCACUUGAAAUAGAGCCAGAAGACAUGGGAAACUGUCCUUUCCUUACAGAAGUCAGCAGCAGUUGCAGAAGUCAAUUCUUUUUUAAAAUAAUAGAGUCUUGCACAUCCUGUGCUACAGUGAAAAUUGACCAUGCAACUUGUGUUAGUGCUAACUUCAAAAGUCAGCCUCCAUGAUAGCAUGGGGGUGCAGUAGUACAUUGGUUAAGCUGUUCUAACUCACCUGUAGAAUGGAAUACAGUGCUGAAUUAAAUAAAUGGGUUUUAAACAGCAUGAAAAGCCACUUGUGCAAUAUAUUUUG